AUGACCUCUCAAUCAAUUUUUAAAGAUCUUAGUAAUAUUUCCAUCACAAAUCGAUUUGAAAAUAAAGCAAGUGGCAAUGGAAAGUAUUCGAAUCAAACGACAUCAUCUUUAUCCAAUACAACAACAACAUGUGAUGAUCAUCACAGUUCUCAAGCUGAUGAAGCUGUCGUUAAUAAUGGUAGCAACGUCAAUCAUAUCAACAAAAAAUUAAAAAUUUCAAAACAUAAUAUUCUUGUAACAUCAAAAGAUGAUGAUUUAAGCAUCUCAACAAAUGAAACAUUAGUCGUGCAUAAAUCAAAAGUAUGGCAAUAUACCACACGUUGUCAAAACUCUAAUUUCUCAAUAUGUUUAUUAUGUUCGGAUAAUAAAAAGAUUUCAACAAACAAUGGAUCCACAUCUACUUUACGAAAACACUUGGUAUCAAAGCAUAAAUUGUAUGGAUUAAUACUUUCUGGUGAUAAACGGACACGUGUUGCUUCAUCUAUGAAUGAUGAGAAAAUGCAGCGUUUCCAUGAACUUUUUAUCAAUUGCAUAAUACGUGAUGGAAGAACAUUUAAUGAUUUCCAGAAAGUAGGAUUGAAAUAUGCUUUACAACAAAUAAUACCAGGCUAUGAACCACCGACUCGAUAUGCAGUAGUUCGUCGUCUGAAGCAUCUUUAUAAAUUUUAUUUCAAGAAAUUAUCUGAUGAGUUAGCAUCAAUUAAUGAUAUAUCAAUAACUUUGGAUUUAUGGAGUAACAGACACAUGCGUUCGUUUUUGGUAAUUACUGGUCAUUAUUUCUCUUCGAAUGGUUUUGAAUUAAAAUCAACAGUUUUUAACUUCUCAGCAUUUAAUACUCAUCAUAAAGCUGUUGAUAUUCGUCAAGUAUUGGAAAUGAAAUUGAAAGAACUUAAUAUACUACAUAAAGUGAUUCGAGUUCGAGUCACUUCUGAUGAUAGUUCAUUUACGACGUCCGAUAAUCAACAAAACGGAAGUGAAGAUAUUGAUUAUUCAGAUAAUGAUUCUAAUGCCGAUCAACUUGAUGAAGUAAAUCAAGACUUCUCUACUGAUGAUUCAGAUAAUGAAGAAGCACAACAACAUUAUGAUUCGGAUGACGAAGAUUUAUUAUCUAAUGAUGGUAAUGAACAAAUCGAAGACAAUUGGACAUGUGAUAUCAUUGAUUCAAGUAUUAAUAUUGUUUAUGAACAAGAACUUAUCACUGAUGUAUUGAAACGAUGUCGUGCAUUAGUAUCAAUGGUAAAACGUUCAACAGUAAUCACAUUAUAUUUUGAUACAGAACGAAAAAAGAAGACCAUCAAACGAAAUUUAUGUACUGAUAUUAAAUCUCGAUGGAAUAGCACCUAUGUUAUGAUUGAUUCCAAAGCAAAGCAAAUUCAAAAGCUUUCUAAUUAUGAACUUAGUGGUGAUGAUUGGAACACGUUAACGGCAUUACACUAUGUUUUGAAACCAUUCUAUCAUGCCACCAGAGUGAUGUCUGGCCGUGAAUAUCCAUCAAUCGGUUUGGCGUUUAGUUUACUUAUACGUACGAGAAACUUUUUACAAAGUCAUUCGAAAAAGGAAAAUUUACUUGUGAAAAAGCUCAAGCAAUUAUUACUCAAACAAUAUCUUCAUUAUUUCGAAAAUGAUCAUGAUCAAAUGGAUUUAUUAAAAUUUCACUCGUACUUCGAUCCAGCAGGAUAUGCAACACUUAUUGAUAGUGAAAAACGUUCAAUUGAACACAGCAUUAAAAAGAUUUUAACUGAUGAAUUAUUGAAUGCAUCAACAUCGCUAAUAGAAACUUCACCAAUUAGUUUAGUCGCAACAACUACGACUGAAGGCCUAUAUGUGACAACAUUUGUGUAUUCAUCAAUUAACCUCUCAAACACAGAUAGAUGA
Molecule: messenger RNA, 1875 nt
Organism: Adineta ricciae
Lineage: Eukaryota; Metazoa; Rotifera; Eurotatoria; Adinetida; Adinetidae
Source: the annotation of a GenBank genome assembly